Molecule: messenger RNA, 1248 nt
Organism: Letharia lupina
Lineage: Eukaryota; Fungi; Ascomycota; Lecanoromycetes; Lecanorales; Parmeliaceae
Exons: 2
Coding region: 1-1248 (415 amino acids)
Biological process (GO): mitochondrion organization; lipid homeostasis
Cellular component (GO): mitochondrial inner membrane
Source: RefSeq, a predicted model, not a curated record
AUGGACCUUCUCUGCGCAGAGAGCCUAUCACCCCAGACCAAGUUCAUACGAGAGCGCCGUAUUGAAAGACUUCACGUUGGAAAGACCUACGUUAACUACCAGUGCACCCUGAGAUCCAUGGCACAGGAUGGGCAUGAAUGGCAGGCGGUACUAAAGGCAUGUCACAAAAGAUGUGCGGAACGUACCCUUGAGGUUUUGGAGCAAAACGGUUCAAUAUUUAUCAAGCUGGGCCAGCACCUGAGUAGCAUGAACUACCUGCUACCAGAAGAAUGGACUAAAACGUUUGUACCGCUACAAGACCAUUGCCCAGUGUCAUCGUACGAUUCCAUAGCAGCCAUGGUUUUAAAAGACACGGGGUCACCACUUGACGAACAUUUUGACCAUUUUGCCAAGACACCUAUCGGUGCAGCAUCGCUCGCACAAGUUCAUUUGGCAACCAUGAAGGCCACUGGCCAGACAGUCGCUGUGAAACUGCAGCACCCAGCCUUGGAAGAAUGGGUACCACUUGAUCUAUUUUUGACGCGGACAACGUUUUCAAUAGUCAAGUUCUUUUUUCCUGAAUACGACCUUGAAUGGCUUUCGAACGAGAUGGAGUCCUCUCUUCCCCUAGAAUUGGACUUUGCUCUCGAAGGGAAUAACGCGUUGCAUACGAAGGAGUACUUUUACAAGAUGCACGACUCACCAUUGGUAGUACCUGACGUUAUAUGGGGUAUGAAACGGAUCCUAGUCAUGGAAAACGUGUCUGGUCAUAGGACUGACGAUUUGCGCUAUCUUGACUCCAAUGGCAUUGAUCGCGACGAGGUCUCUGCGGCCUUAGCACGUAUCUUCAACGAGAUGAUAUUCGGGGACACGCCUCUCCAUUGUGAUCCGCACGGUGGGAAUAUAGCGAUUCGCAAGAAUAACGACCGAAGGAAGCCUAACUUCGACAUCAUACUCUAUGACCAUGGACUGUAUAGGGAUAUACCAAAGCAGCUUCGGCGAGAUUACGCGAAGCUUUGGCUUGCAGUCAUAGAUGCUGACGAAAUUGGUAUGCGCAAAUACGCAUACGACGUUGCCGGAAUCACCGACGACCAAUUUCCCUUGUUCGCGAGUGCUAUCACUGGAAGGGACUACAUAAAUGCCACUAAUUCAGUAGUGUCUAAGAGAUUAGAUCAGGAAAAGGAGGAAAUUUCUGGUGCCAUGGGAGAAGGGAUGCUGCAGGAGGUGAUUCCCUGGUGGACGUCUGUAGAUGAAGAAUACCAUGGCUGA